This is a messenger RNA of Arxiozyma heterogenica, 465 nucleotides long. RefSeq lists its product as uncharacterized. Gene Ontology annotation, biological process: biosynthetic process. The record is from RefSeq and is a predicted model, not a curated record. Gene Ontology annotation, molecular function: pyridoxal phosphate binding. The coding region runs from base 1 to 465 and encodes 154 amino acids. The transcript has a single exon. Lineage: Eukaryota; Fungi; Ascomycota; Saccharomycetes; Saccharomycetales; Saccharomycetaceae.
AUGCCAUACCAAGAAGAUUUUGAAGUGGAACAAUUUAUGGAUAAAUAUGAAACCAGUGUUGAAUACAACUUAGGCGAAACAUGCUGUUAUUCUUUGUCUCUUAAUGAAAUAGCGCAAUUAGGCCAUUGCGAACCGUUUAGGCUAGACACCAAUUUAAGGCUCACUUAUGGCGCAAUCAAGGGGACUGAUAAUCUAAGAGAACAGAUUGCAUCACUCUAUGGUCCAGAUUUUUCUAAAAACAAUGUCCUCGUCACGAAUGGUGCUAUUGCUGCUAAUUUCUUGGUUUACUACUCUUUAAUUGGUCCUGAAGACCAUGUAAUCUGUGUCCACCCAACUUACAAUCAAUUACACAGUGUUCCUAAAAUGUUUAAUGCUGCGGUUGACUUUCUUAGACUUAAAGAAGAAGAUGGAUAUGCACCUAAUAUUGAUACUUUAAGAUCAAUGAUUAAAAAAAUACUAAGCUAA